AUGAGGACGGGCAGGGAGCCGGACGGCAUCCGCCGAGAGGAUACGUGCUGCUUUGCCAUUGUGACGUUCAAUAACGCAGAUGAGUACUUCAGGGCUGAGCUUUAUCUUCUUUUUGUUCAUUUCAUUUCUUCAUUUCAGGGCAUUUUUGCCAGGCCUGUCAGUGAUAACUUCCUGGAAUGGUUAGCUGAAAUCCAAGGCCUCAAGGAUUCGCUCUGGGAAGGGGCCGUUCUUCAGCUGUCACUGACAUACAGUGAAAAGUACAAUGAUGUCCCUCCAACUGUUAAGUUCAACACCAUUCCCUUCCAUCCCAACGUGGAUCAGUACUCUGGGAGGCCAUGUAUAGACUUCCUUGACAACCCUGAGGAGUGGAAAGAAAAGUUAACCAUAAGUAACAUUUUACUUGCUAUUCAGGUGAUGCUUUCAAAUCCAGUAACAGAAAAUGCAGUGAACGUAGAAGCAGCAGAAAUGCUGAAAAACAAUAUGCCUCUGUAUAGGCAAAUGGUUAUGCAGUGUGUUAGAAAUAGCCUGCAUCCAGAAGAACUUUCUCAUAUUGAGAAAGAUUGUGUUUCUCCUCUGACGUUUUACCAGCGAGCUGAAGGAUCUUCUCUGGGCUCUGCCAGAAGGAUUAGGAGAAUUUCGUUUGAAGAUUACCACAGGACGUGGUCUAGAAUAGCUACAUCAAAAGCAACAGACCAUUUUAAAGACUCACUUUUUGAAGAUCCAGAAUUCACAGGGAACUACUGUGGCUGGAAGGCAAAAAACGUGAAAGGAACAGAAGACUGGGAUAAGGAUACAUGCACUGCUAUCAUCUCUCAGCUCAUCAGAAAACAAAGGAAACAGACAGCUGGAGAACUAUCUGAGAUGAGUAAAAUUGAAAACUACCAAUUUUGGCAGUCUCCAGAUGUGCCUGACCUCCCAUCAGAAAGGCAAAGAGUGGAUGAAGACGGACAUGACAACCGAGAAGAGCUAUGGGAGAAGGAAGUCGACAAUCUAGUAGCUUGGACUAACACUCUGUCUAACAAAAGAUUAGAGGAUUAAAUCAGAGAAAUUGUAUAUAUAGAUAAGCAAGUACUGUAUUAUUUUUUAAACCAUCUAAGAACUUUUAUACUGUUCUUGUCAGGCAAAUCUUCAGUUGUGACUUGGUCUUUUUGGCGUGGUGCUAUUGGCUUCAGUUAGAGGGUGAGUAGGAAUGGAACAGGAAUCUGUUUUGCCUGUGCAAGCAUGGCUUUUUACCAGUAUUUGUGCCUCCCUGUUGCCCUUGGUGGUUUGUUGCUGUGAAAUUGUUUGGAUCUUAUUACCUAAAUAGCUUGCUAUUUUAGGUAUUCUAACAUCUACAGGGCCUAGAGCAAUGACAAGAUAUAGUAACAACUAUGAAGAAGCAUCUAGCUUUGACUGCACAGGAGAAAAGAUCUAUUGAGUGAGAAGAUGCUAUUGCUUGUAUCAGACUAUGGUUGUGCUUAGAAUCUAAAUCCAACAAUGCUAACUUUUCUCUCCAAGCUUGAAUCGAAUCCUGUGUUCUUCUGGGCAAUGAGACAGUCUUUACUUGCAUUGUUGUGUAUGGAAUGUGUGGAUGUGGAAUUUCUCCUAAAAGAACUGUACAUGUCUCUUAACUCUUCCCGGCUUACGCAUUGUAGCCAUCACGAAGUAAUUCACCCAGUUGUGUUGAGACAUAUAAAAAGGGCAAAUGACACCUAGGUAGACAGGACAAUAAAGAUUCAUAGGGCUUGGAUCCAGACUCGGUUUCAAGAGCUAGCCAGACAAUCUCAUUAACUAAACAAGAGGCGUGCAGUCAUAAAGACUGCAGAAUCACAUUCACAGAAGGUCUUUGAGAUUACAAAAGAAAUAUGUUCUUACAGUCUUCAAGUCACUGCCUUUUUAACUCAUUGGCACACUGCCUAAUGAGAGAUGUAAGUGUAUUUUAAUACUUGCACACUGUGUCCUAGGGAAAAAAACAUGUAAAACUGAAGCAUAACAGUGAAAGAGGCAAGUACUUUGAUGUAGGAAUCUGUUAGAAAUGUCCGUUGUUUGAUUAAACUUUAAGAAUAUUUAUUAUCUGAAUAUUUAGAGAUGAAAAAAGGUACGGAUGUCAGACCUCUGAAACCGGUACUCUAGCUGACAUAGUAGGCAAACAGAGUAGCUGUUAUGAAGCUAGCCUACUCCACGGUGUGCUUUAUGUGUGGCCUGGCAGGAUAUUCUACCUGAUGGAGUGCUAGCUUGGGUCGUGGGAAACCCACAUGAAAUUGCUUCGCAACAGCAGGUAUCUUAUGAUUUUAUGAGUCACAAGCCUCUCUCUGGCUCAGCUUCCCACUUGUAGGAGUGAUCUUCUCCUCAAGAUGGUCCUGAAAGAAUGAAAACACUGAAGACUGUGAGGCAUGUCUGUAUUACAGUGCUUGCAAGAGCCUAAGAAAAGAGCACGAAACUUGGAGGGUGGAUCAUCUGUCUCCUGUCCACAGCUAUGCUGCUAUGACGUGGCCAUGGACAAGUCAUUUCACCUUUCUGAGACUUUCUUCUCAUUGACCUGUCCUACCUACGAGGGUAGUAAGUUCUUUGGAACAAGAUUUGUUUCUGUGAUGUGCUGAAAUGUUCAUAGCCGGUCCAGUCAUCCUCUGAAAAAACUAUACUAUUUCUAAAGCAAAGAAACUUUGGAACUUAUCAAUGAACUCAGUUUUCUAAGAAAUUCCUCACAUUAGCCUUCUAAAACAUGAGGAAUUGUUAAAUCUUGUGUAUUUUACAUAUACAUACAUGUUUACCUCUGUUGAAAUCUGAGAUUUGCUUAAUUGGAGCAAAGUGUAACUAGGAGUUUGGUAAACAAGGGGCAAAGAUGCAUCAUGCACAGACCUAUACCUUCACCUCUGGAAAAAUUAAUAAACUUUCAUGGUCCAAAAAUGCUUUUCAUAAUGAGCAGGCACAGAACGCGCAAUGGGUGCGAGUAGGUCUGAGCUCUGCCAAGCAGACGUCCCAAGGGAAGGCUAGUAACCAUGCCAUAUCCUUGCAGAUGUCUUUCUGGAAGCUGAUCGCAGUCUUGAAUGCAAGGGUUAUGUAACUGAGGGAAAUCAUAGCUUAUAUUUCAGUCUGUGGAUGCAGAUGAUAUCACUUUAAUGCUAUUGAACAUGUGUGGAAAACGAUCUCCUGCUACAGAUGCCUCAUACCUUUUCUAAUGGAAAUCCAGCUCCAGAUUUCCCUGCAUGCAGAGUAAAUGGGACCCUGAACUGCAGUCCUUUAAAUUUCACACCUCUUUAUGGGCUCUUAUCUGUGACCUUUGCUUCCUAGAACGUAUUAUAGGCAGAGCGUAGCUCAGGUCGUGUGUGUCUGCUAUGCGAAGUAAGAGUGUGCCGUGCCUGACACAGUGGGUGCAUUAAAGGAGAACAUGAUUCACUCUUUUUUUUUUUAUCAAGUACCUGUAGAAAAGCUAAUCAAAUGCAGAUAUUCCUUGGCCCUGUUUCUGCUUGCUUGUGGCGAUUUCACAAGUGUAAGCCAUCUCCCUGAAGUCACUUCCGAUGUGCCCCAGACGGCAGGAGCAGAGCGGAGCUGGCCUGGCGUGCUGCUGCGGGAGCCUCUUCUCCUCUAGAUGGCACCGGCUGCCUGCUUGCGGAAACGCCUCGCUUGGACGUCAGCUGCCCAAAGGAAUGACGUGGCGAGAUGCGAUACGUGAGGAUUAUAAAGCACCGAGAAGGUAUGACUAAUUGCCAUGACAGGACAGAGCUGGUAGAUGCAUUGCCGAGAAAUGAAGGAGCACGCUCCACACUGCUGCCGGAUCCACUGUCGGCGAGAGGCAGGCUUACACGAUGGGAAAGAAAAGCCGGGCUCGGAGACAACCCCCAAAUCCCUCCUCAGUCAGCCAGCUCUUCAUACUGGUUGUUACACCAGCGUACCUAUGCCAGGAGAAGUCGAGCUGAUGUAAUGGCGUUUAUGAUUGAUUAGUGAAAUAGAAAGAAAAAUGCAGGAGCAAAGAGAAAAAGCAUCUCCUUAGGGCAGUUGUUAUUUCUGCUGUUGCGACCCCAGCGUGCUUCUGCCCCUGCCCACCGUUCUCCACUGGCUCAAAGUAAAACAAUCUAUUCCUGCAGCUCUCAAACUAAGGGGAAAGCUGCAAUUUCCAAUGACAGCACAUCGCAAGGCAUCGUAAACUUUACUAAGGAAAGCAUCAUCGUCGUCUGCAUUUUACAGACAGAGAAGCUGAAGUCAUGAAAGUGAACUGAUCUACUCACAGUUACUGGGAUAAAUAGAAACUGCUUCCUAAAUCCUGCAGGAAUGGACUGUAGCAUCUGCCAGCACUGCUGCUACUAGUACCAAUGACUGUGUUGUCCCCCACAUUGUAUCAGUGUAAGACCCAAAGGAACCCCUUAGAGCUACAGCAUUACUAUAGAUAUUUAUUCAAACUUUCUGCACCACAGAUUUGGAGGUUAAUUGCUGCCAGGCUUGGACCCUGAGUAUGAAACAAAUAAAAUGGUGGGUAAAUCAAGAGUAGAGUCCAAUUUGGCCAGUUUCUCUAAGGAGGACAUAUCUUGCAGUAUUAGGGUAAUCAGAUCCUAUUGGUAUAAAUGGGUGUAUUUGCAUUAAUGCAAUGAGCCAAUGCCAGUCCUGGCUCUCUAUUUUGAAAGAUGCAGCAGGAUGCAGGGCUGGUGCGGAGAGCACAGCUAGCCAGGAUCACUCUGGAUUUUCCAAGUAUGCUGCUAAGUUUAAGUCUCAAUUCGGCCAUUUAUUCCUAGGAGCUGGAGAACCGCUUGCCUGACUCCCCACGAGUACUAGCUAUGGCAGCACUCGCUAACCCACGGCUGAUAGGAUUUGCUCAUUCCUGACACACGCUCAGGCUUAUAUAAAAAGUUCACUGGUGCCCUCACUUCUAACAGGAGCUGCUGCAGAGCCAGCAGCCCCCGUUCAUCGUUAGCACAAUGUUAUGCUAACGGGAAGUGACUGGAAUUUGUGCAGAGGAAUCGGAGCAGUUUCGCUCAGGUGCUGAAGGGCACGGUGGUACGAGCUCCAAACUGCGGGCUGUCAGUAACAUUUAAUGCAAUUUAAACGGGGUUUCAGAAGAGACUGGAUUGAAAUUCAGAUCCAAAGUAAAUACUUGUUGGUGUUCUUACUCCCACGUGUGAACAGUUUGUGUCACAUAGCUUUGGCCUUGAAGUCACAGCAAAUGAAGUUAAUGCAGAAUGACUUACCCAAGUGUGUCGUUCCCUAACAUCUGUUGAGCAGGCCAAACUCACCCGCGCUCAUCGGUCAGAGACUUGCUUAAGUCACUGUUCCUGCUCGCCGAAGCCCAUGCGGUUACUGCUUCGUUUGAAUUUUGAACGUCUUCAACUCUGAUUGCGGCUGUUGGCAGAACGAAGUGGAAGAAACGUGUGCUUGAGGGAAAUGCGUACGGCAGUGCUAGCAUUCCCAUUUGCUCUAAUGAAUGGCAGCCCCCGUUAUGUGCUCUGCAUUUUCUCAGGAGGCAUCUUAACAGCUUUGAGUGUGUCCUCUGGCCCUGCUGUGGGAUCAGGAAGGGUGGCUGGUGUCCGGGUCAGUGCUUGGGUGCAUAUUCCCUCUAUACAACGACUUGCCUAGAUUCAGAGGGCUCAGUGAUGUUUGCAGCGCGUAUGUGUGGGUUUUGUGUGCGUUAAAAGCCUUGUGGUCCCCUCUGCGUUUGGCAGGAGUAUGAGGGUGAGCUGUUAUUUCAAAGUACAGUGUAUAUAAUGACACAAUCUGCUCUGCAUCUGCAGUCGCGGCUAUAGGGUCAUUACAGAGUCUUUACAAAAACACCAUCUAUACCCUCAACCACUAAAGAGAGGAAAUACCCAAAAUCUGCACGAAAGACCUGAAUGGACAGGCCAUUAGGAAGAGCGCGUGGACUUCCUGGGAUUGUCUCUUGUGUGCCUGGCUUAUGACACAGGAAUGGGAGAGGAGGGAAACGAAGGUUUGAGCAUAUUAAUAUGGUUUUGAGUAGAGCAAUUCAUUGCAGCUGUUAUGUGCAAGCUGUGUAACAUUUCCCCAUCAAGACAAAUUUUAGCAUGGCUUAGCCUUCCUCCACUAAACUCUUUCUCUCCUCUUCAAAACUUUCCCUAGCAGCCAGUUCUUCCAAUGAUAGUACCUCCUCCUCUUCCUCUCUGUUAAUUUUUCCACACCUCUCUUCACUAUUACUUUCUGCCUGCUCUGUUUUCCAUGCCCUGUCUGAGUUUAUCGUAUCCGCGGGGCAGCAAGCUCUGUCGGGGAGCAGAAAUGCCUCGCUUCACAUUUGCAAAGCCCUGGGGGCGUUUCUGGAGCCUCGGGGAUUUGCCAUGAUAGCUUUGCUCAUGGUGUUUCUCACUCUCCAAAUUCGAUCUCUCCAUUAGGAGCUUUCAGAGUAAAGACUGAACUAGUUCAUCCACAUUUUGCUGAUAGUUUAAUCAGUUGUUCCAUCUCUUGCCCUCCACCAGAUGCAAAUGCAAAAAUAUCAGUUGUGGGGAUGCAAGAAGAUGACUUUCAAUCUCAUCCCCUGUAUGUCACGUUAUUUUAGUUCAUGCCAUCAUCAUUGCGGUCAUUCAUGUACUGCGUUUUACCAUAUGUUUUGUUGCUCACAUAUUUUGGGGAGAAUGGAGGGAAUAUUCAUGUUUUUAGUGUAGAGAAGCUCUCUCUCCGUGCAAGUUUGGAAAUGCCUGUUGGCCCAAUGUCCUGUGCCUGCCGCGUAUGUGCUUUCUUGACAAAUGUGCUCUAGAUUCAGGCAAGCAAAAUUGUCACCUGCUGGGACGUGCCAGGCUGCCGGGUGCAUUUGUAAACCUGGGACCCUGCAGCAGUGAAAGGCUCCCUGUGAGUCCUGCCAGGGUGUGAGUCCAACCCCAGUGCCGGCGGCAUGCCAUGCAUCCCAUACGUGAUCCAGGAGUCACCUACGCCAGGGACACUGCCAAGCACUUUCAGGGCAACAUUAAUUCGCUGCGUUGCAGCAUCUUUGGUGAGGGCAGCUCUUGCAGUUGCAUUGCCAGAUCCAUCCGAGCACUACUUGCAACUUCUUGUCCUUCGACUCUUUGAAAAAUACUAUUUCUUUAGCCCCCACACAACACCUUUGCGAAGUAAAGAAUUACUUUGAAACCCUAAAACUUGCUUCAGCAGAAACUGGGAGCAAUCCUAUAGGAGCUCGUGCAGAGAUGGUGGUAUAAACCUGGUGCAUCCUAUGUGAUUGCAGAGGUCAGGGUUCGGUAGCUAAAUAUUUAGGUCAGGUUUGGUUUUGCCUUGUGCUUCUUUUGAUUAAACGUGCAUGUUGCCCGCAGCCCCGCUGGCCUCACUCUAAACAGAAAUUUGCAAAGCAAUCGUUAGGAGGAAUUUCCACCCCUUUCCAUCUGUUUGGGCCCCAAAACCCUGAAGAGGAAGCCCUUUGUCAUGGCCUAUCUAUCGCCUGUCAUUUCAAAGCUCCCUUAGAUUUAUCUAGCUGUACUUUCAUUCACAGAUCUGAAAGCUUUUCAGAUUUGGCUAAGCAAUUCAUAUUCUACUGUGAAAACAGAUGUCAUGAUCUUUGUACUGCUCCUCAGCAAAAUAUGUCGAAAACCAGGGAUUUGAGAAACGCCCAUUCAUAGUGUACUAUUUAAAGCUGUUUAGAAAUAGGUUUAAACUAGCCAUUUAAGCUAUUUAUAAAGCCACUUACAGAGAAAUCCAUAUAGCGUUUUAUACAAGGAGAAGCUGUGUAAGCACCUCCUGACCGUUUUUGGCUUGUCUGUUGAGGGCCUCUGUAGGGAGGUAGCUCAGGAGGAGAAGUAAUGCCAAGUGCUAUGCAAAACGAAAAAAUUUAAACCAUUGUGUUUUUUAAAUAUCGUAAUUUUCAGUUCUGAUAAUAAAGUGGCUCCCUUGCCAACAUGUUUGUUAGUAGAGUGUAUUAUUAGUUACAUCCAUCUGUAGAGCAAACCGACUUCUGGUGGUUUUCUAUCAUUUGUAAAUC
Molecule: messenger RNA, 7882 nt
Organism: Struthio camelus australis
Lineage: Eukaryota; Metazoa; Chordata; Aves; Struthioniformes; Struthionidae
Source: RefSeq, a predicted model, not a curated record